This is a messenger RNA of Felis catus (domestic cat), 618 nucleotides long. RefSeq names its product cardiotrophin-2 (gene CTF2). The record is from RefSeq and is a predicted model, not a curated record. NCBI's taxonomy places the organism in Eukaryota, Metazoa, Chordata, Mammalia, Carnivora, Felidae.
UCUGACCUCCGAUUUUCUCUGACAGCCCCCCUCUGCCUGCUGACCCUACUGCUGCUACCCCUCAGUCUUGGGGCUCCCAUCUCGCCAGCUGAGCCCAUCAGUCAAGCCUACAGCCUGGCCCUCUACAUGCAGAAGAAUACAUCAACACUGCUGCAGACUUACCUCCAGCACCAGGGCAGCCCCUUUAGCGACCCUGGUUUCUCAGCCCCUGAGCUUCAGCUCAGCAGCCUGCCUCCUGCCGCUGUCUCCUUCAAGACCUGGCAUGCCCUGGAUGAUGGGGAGCGGCUGGGCCAUGCCCAGGGGGCCUUCCUGGCCUUGACCCAGCACCUCCAGCUCGUAGGGGAUGACCAGAGAGACCUGAACCCUGGCAGUCCUAUCCUGCUGGCUCAGCUCGGCGCCGCAAGACUCAGGGCCCAAGGCCUGUUGGGCAACAUGGCUGCAAUCAUGACUGCUCUGGGCCUGCAUCCCCCGGAAGAGGACACUCUCGGUGUUGUUGCCUUUGGGGCUUCAGCCUUUGAGAGGAAAUGUCGAGGCUAUGUAGUGACCCGGGAAUAUGGCCACUGGACAGACCGAGCUGUGAGGGACUUGGCUCUGCUCAAGGCCAAAUACCCUGGAUAA